Molecule: messenger RNA, 2175 nt
Organism: Aspergillus glaucus CBS 516.65
Lineage: Eukaryota; Fungi; Ascomycota; Eurotiomycetes; Eurotiales; Aspergillaceae
Exons: 7
Coding region: 1-2175 (724 amino acids)
Biological process (GO): regulation of DNA-templated transcription elongation; mRNA export from nucleus
Cellular component (GO): THO complex part of transcription export complex
Source: RefSeq, a predicted model, not a curated record
AUGGCGGACGUGGAUGUCGAGGCGACUCGAAUCUACAGGAGACUGGUCGAUGAUCUCCUCGAUCGGGCUGAGCGCGUGAAACCGGACAAGCAGAUCGAGCCUCCGUUGACCGAAGCGCAGUUGGGCGAGUCGAUAUGGCAGGUGCAGGGAGACGACGCACAGGUGGUGGAUCGAAUGAACCAACAGACGCAAUUAGCUGCUGUUGAAAUUGCUUUCAGGGAGAAAUUCUACAGCGUUCUUGCGACAACAUCGAUCGAUGAUCUUGGUUAUAUUCAGAUCUGGAAUUUGCUUGACAUCGUCUCUAUUUUCUCCGAUAAUGAACAAUGCGAACCUGGUCUGAUUUUCUGGCUAAUUGAGGAGCUCCUUGAUAGCCAGACAAUCGAUGGAUGUCGAAAGGUCUUUGACUACCUGGAGUCACGCAGGGAGCGCAACACAAAGAAACACUUCAAGCAGAAGAGUCUAGUCAUCCUUCGAUCGUGUAACGAAUUACUCCGACGGCUGUCUCGAGCAGAGGAUACGGUUUUCUGUGGACGAGUGUUCAUUUUCCUCUUCCAGAGCUUCCCACUUGGCGAUAAAAGCGCUGUCAACCUUCGGGGCGAAUACCACACUGAAAAUGUCACGACCUUCGAUGAAAACACCAAGACAGCAUCGAAAGAGAAUGAGGCGGCAGACAUUGAGAUGACGGAUCAGAAGGAAUCUGAGGAACAGAAGGCCGAGAAAGAUACCCAGCAACCGUCUGGUGACCAAGAGGCCCCGAAGACCCCGAAGGUCGUCGUAUCGGAUAAUACCAACAAAGAGCCCGAGAAGAAGGUUGAUCUGGAUGCACUAUACCCGAUGUUCUGGGGUUUGCAAGCAUACUUCUCAGCACCAACCAGGAUGUUUGAUCCUCAGCACUUUGCGACUUUCAAGACCGGACUUGAGUCGACACUCUCGACUUUCAAGAACAUCAAAACGGAUCUUGAAAGCCAAAGCAGCAAAUCAGCAGAAGAGCUGCGCAAGGCGAUGAAGCGGAAGCGCACGCCGGAUGAUACUGAGAUCGCAAGCAGUUUCAACCCGAAGUAUCUUACCAGCAGAGAUCUGUUUGAUUUGGAGAUCAAUGAUACAGCGUUCCGGAGACACGUCCUUGUGCAGGCCCUAAUCCUUUUGGACUUUAUGCUCUCCCUUACACCAAAGGCCAAAGGCCGUCUAGCCGACUUGACCAACAAGUCCGUGCUUUAUGGCUUUGUGCUGAGUGACGAAGAUGCCAAAUGGGCAACCAAAAUGCGAAAGGCGAUCGAGGAAUACCUCCAGGAAGGAGCGGGAGGCAAAUUCUACUACCGUAUGGUCGACACAGUCCUCUCGCGGGAUAAGAACUGGGUCCGGUGGAAAGCCGAAGGCUGUCCGCUGAUCGAGCGGCCUCCCGUGUCGGUAUCCGAGUACGUCGCUGCCCGAGAGCAAGCGUCCAAAACAUAUUCCAACAAACGACUCCGCCCUUCGCCCAUGGGAUCCCUCGAUCUAAAGUUCCUGUCCGAAGGCGAGGCACUGGCUAGUCUUGACCGACUCAAGGAGCCAAACCGGUUCAACGUCCCGACGGCAGACUCGUUCAUGAUGGGCAUCAUGGAUGACGAACUUGAUAUUGAUAUGGCGCAGUCAAAGGAGGAAAAGGAUAACGCUUUACGGUCGAAGGCGAGCAAAACAUGGCGGAUACUGCGUCUGUCAUCACGGAAUAAGCUAGCUGCGUUCGACAAGAUUGAUGAUGGAAAGAACCUGAAGGCGUUGUUUGAGGAUCCUUCGCCGCCAGAAUCUGAAAAGGGAGCAGGAACGUCCCAGUCGCAGACGCAGGCACAGACACCAGCACCUGAACAGGCGCAAACUCAGGAACAGAAUCAAGACCAAGCACAAGAGCAGACCCAAGAGCAAACGCAAGAACAGACACAAGAGCAAGCACCGGAGCAAACAUCGCAGGAACAAGCUUCAGCACCCGAGACUGCCCCAGCGCCAGAGCAGACAUCAUCACAAGAGCAGACAUCUGCACCCGCACCAGAACAAACAAUGGAAGAAGUGGCUACGGAGACUAAAGAAGGCGGAAAUGGCGGUAACAAUGACCAGGGUCACGAGUCGACCGGUGGCGAAGCCACUACUGCAGUCCCAGUCACUGAAAGCCAAGAAGAGCAAGAUACAACGAUGACCGACUAG